AUGUCUGAAAUUGAGCUGCAGAGCAAGAUGAAGCCGGAAGGGGAUGGCCAUGAGCCAAGGACACCCCAGGACCUUCUGCAGAGACUCCGGGAGCUAGAGGCAGAGAAUUUGGCUUUGGUGCAAGCCAAUGAGAACCAGCGGGAAACCUACGAACGCUGCCUGGAUGAGGUAGCCAACCACGUGGUGCAAGCGCUGUUAAAUCAAAAAGAUCUCCGUGAAGAAUGCAUAAAGCUGAAAAAACGGGUCUUUGACUUGGAGCGGCAAAACCAGGCUCUCAGUGAUCUUUUCCAUCGAAAGCUGACUUCUGGGUCUCUCUCCCAGACUCCAACCCAUCCAGCUUCCUUGCUCUCCAGUCCGACCCCAAUCUCCCAGCCAGGCACAGUAGAGAAGCUCCCGGUUUCAUUUCCCCUGGGACGGUGCCUCUUGCAGAGAGAGGUCAUCUCUGAGGAGCAUUGUCUGGAAAUCCCUGGAUCUAAUCCCCAAUCUCUGGAAGCUCUCUCCCCUUUCCUGCGAAAGAAGGCCCAAAUCCUGGAAGUGCUUCGUUCCCUGGAAGAGAUGGACCCACUGCUUGCCUUUCCUUCCCCUUGGAGGGACCCUGGGCAGCUGAGCUCUCCAGAGGGAGUGGCGGCCGAAGCUUGGCCGUGUCUGCUGCUGGCUCAGGGUGAAGGGGUGCCUGGGCAGCCUCCACUGAAAAGUGAGGGCAGCUCGUCCUCCUCCUCAGAUGAGGCCGGGGAACCUGAUCCUCCAGAGAAAGGACACCCGGGGCAGGUGUUGCUGAGUGCACUGGCUGAACACAAGCUAGAAUUAGGUGAGGUGGAGACGUACCUGCAGCAUGUCCUUCGGGAGGCUGGCGACAGUGCCCUGCUCAAUGGGGAGCCCAGUGGACCCUGCUUGAUGGGAAACCCUGAAGGGCAGGCCAGGAGCUACAAGCACAUCCAGGCUGUGAGUUGCCUAGAGGCUUUGGGGCCUCCCUCUCCCUGCAGGGAGCCAGCCUACCUGAGCGUCCUUGCAUCCAGCGAAGAGAAAGAUAAGUCUCGGCAAGGACUCCCGAUCCCCUCCCCCUCCAAGGUGCUCAAAUUGCUGAAAAUGCCACCGCCCCCUAGCCCUGCUGCCCUGCGCCUCAGCCCGCAGCUGACCCGCAGCUCCAAAAUCCCCUGCCGCAGUAACACCUACGAGGUGUACCACUCCCCGACGCCUAGCUGCAAGGGCUCCCCCGACAGCCCUUUCCCCGCGGACUCUGGCAUCGGAGGAGGACAUCCCUCCCCCAAGGCUGGCCGGCCCCUUAUUCCAGAGUCCCCCCCGAUCGCUCCCACGUUACCAGACCCUUUUGGGUACCACAAACCCCACGAGUACGAGAACAUCUUAGAGCUGACCCUCAGCACCGCCAUGAGCUCUCGGUCCCCCUCAUCCCGCGAUGCAAAACUGGAUGCACCUGAGGCACUCCUGCCUUCCUGCCGCUUGGCUCCUCUUCGGGCAGUGCCGCCUGGCGAGGUCUCGCUGGAGCCCUGCCCUGCCGGCAACCGAGAAAAGUCGGGCCCAGAGAACAGGCGCUCGCCGCCUCCGGCCCGCAGGAACCCCGACAACUCCAAGAGAGGCGCCAGCAGCUCUGCCAAGCGGACGCUCGAGGUGGCAGCCAGCAUGCCCUUCAAAGAGCGACUGACGGUGCUCGGGAGGUUAAAGGGGGCGGAGGGGAAAGAGGGACUGGGCUUUGAGAAGGGGAGAGCCCCCACCCGGCCAGGUGAGCGUGGGGAAAGCUUUCCCGACGCCCACCCCAGGCUGGGCUCUGGGAGCAGCAGCCUCAAGCACCCUGAGCCUUGCCAUGGGAAUGAAUCAACCCCUCGUUGCUACUCUUCCCAUUCUGUUGGUUCCCGCGGCAAUGAUUCUGAGCACCAGGGCUCUAGGAAUCGCUCCCUAGGAACGCCAGCGAACCGAAAUCCCUCCAAACCCCUGCCCCCUGGAAAGAAUGCCAAGAGUCCCCACGGGAGCCCGACUAAGUUACCUUCCAAGUCCCCAACCAAACCCCCUGCUCCAGAACCCAAGCCGUGCCUGCCCUCAGCCAAGGCAUCCAGCAGUUUUGGGCGCAAAAACCCCUCUGGCCCGGACCAGGCCAAGGGCAAAGCUGGGCCUCCCGCCAGUAUUGAAGAAAAGGUGAUGAAAGGCAUUGAAGAGAAUGUCUUGCGAAGGCACAAAGGUGGGCCGGCUGCAGGAGAGACCAAGCAGAAGAAUUCGAGCGGUCUUGCCAGUUGGUUUGGCCUGCGUAAGAGCAAGCUGCCGGCCCUCAGCCGGAGGCCGGAGACUCCCAAAGCCAAGGAGAGCAAAGCCGUCUCACGCAAGCUGGAGUCCGAAAGCUUGAACAUUUCCAAGCUCAUGGAGAAGGCAGAGGACCUGCGCAAAGCCCUGGAGGAAGAGAAGGCCUACAUCAAUGGGCUGGCCUUGGACAAGCCUCGGUCCCACACCUGUGACGCCGGACACAGCCAGCUCACCCUCAUGUACCAGGAGGUGACUGCAGAGAACUUCAUGCAGCAGCUGCUCAAUAGGGUGGAUGGGAAAGAGGCACCAUGUGAGACUCAUCUGGAGCAGAAGAAUGAGCUACAGGGCCUGCAAAGAGGCCUGCGUGAUGCCAAAGAUCCCCGCCUUAUCCGGCCGCCACGCAAUGGCAUUGUUGGGCACCUCCAUGCCUGUCCGGAGGCUCCAGACAAGCUUCACGAAGCUGCCUUGCGGGAAGAGCUGCCAUCUGAUGACAGCUUGGCUGAACUGGUAACCUCCCAGCACUUUGCCGUAUGUAGCUCCUUGACACGGACUCUGGAUAGUGGUAUUGGCACAUUCCCCCCUCCUGACUACUGCAGUGGGAUGCCCUGCAAGAGUGUCCCGAAACUGAGACCUCGAUUGGAUCCUCCACCAGCAGGACCUCUCCCACCUAGAGGUCCCCCACCUGUCACCAGAGUGCCCCGCAAAGCCCGAACGCUGGAAAGGGAGGUGCCAAGCACAGAGGACUUGAUGGGGCCUAGCAAGCACCAAAGCAUGCCAGCUUUCCAUGGCAUCUUAACCAGUGCAGAGCCAGCCCUCAACCGCCAUGAUCGCAGAGGCUACCUGCAAGAUCUCUGCAGCGAAGCCAGCAAUCCCCGGCGUAUCCAACAUGGCAAGAAUUGGACUUUCCCUAAUGCCAAAGCAUCAGCGGGCAUGGAUCCCUUUCUCUGCUCUCCUGACAGGCUGGAAGAGCUCCAUGGUUCUGCAAUGGGCUCAACUUGUAAUGUGGUCGAGAGAAGACGGGCUUCCUCAGAAGGACCUCAGGCCUCCCCAGCCUUCAGCACCAGCAGCAGCCGAACCCCCAGUGCUUCUGAUGUGGGUGAAGAGGGCAGCACAGAAGCCUGUUCCAGGGAUAUGGGUCCAGAGGGCCAGCCAGGCCUGGAGAACUCGGAGUCCCUCAGUGACUCUCUUUAUGACAGCUUAUCCUCCUGUGGCAGUCAGGGCUGAGCAUCUUGAGGAAGAAUGAGGGCAUUUGACUUCC
This is a messenger RNA of Protobothrops mucrosquamatus (brown spotted pit viper), 3508 nucleotides long. RefSeq names its product NCK associated protein 5 like (gene NCKAP5L). Gene Ontology annotation, cellular component: microtubule plus-end. The record is from RefSeq and is a predicted model, not a curated record. Bases 1 to 3474 code for a protein of 1157 amino acids. NCBI's taxonomy places the organism in Eukaryota, Metazoa, Chordata, Lepidosauria, Squamata, Viperidae. The transcript has 11 exons. Gene Ontology annotation, biological process: microtubule depolymerization; microtubule bundle formation.